AUGCCUCGCGCCUCCUCGGCUAAGCGACAGCAGGGAGCGGCGAACAAUCGCGACACUCGACACGAGAACGGGCUUGUAGGUCCAGGAAAGCGCAUCGUCAAGGAAAAGAGCAGGAAUGAGAUCAGAUCCGAUGGCAGCCCCCGGCCUCACCCCCAGUCCUCGUCCUCCGAACACGCCGCUCCCCUGCCGCUCCCCUCGCCUCUGCCUUCGACCUCGACCCCGUGUGCAAACGGGAACGGAAAUGGGAACGGCUACCUCCACGGCACCGACGACAUGUCCCUCGACACUGCACGCCGGCCCUCGGUAGCCGCCUACUCCGAGACCUCAUCCUCCGAGUCCGUGUCUCUGUCGACCUCCCAGGCUGCCGCAGAGGAUGCCCACCGCCGCAUCGACGUCAACGCUGCCAAGAACAACAAUGUCCACCGCGACACCGGCUUCGUCGACCUCGCCUUCACUGUCCUCCGAUCGUGCCCCCUGCAUGACACCAUCGCCAUCCUCAUCAUUCUCAUGCAGCUGUCCCCCGUCGCCCUGUCGAGCAUCUACAUGCUCUUCACCCUGCUGACCUUUGUCCCGCCCGUCACCACCAGCUCCGGCCUCAGCCUCACCGAGAUCUUCGACGGCCCUGGCGCCCCUAACUUAUGGACUCUCGUCGGGUUGGACCUGUUCUUCCUCAUCGUCUUUGCCUUCAUGCCUCUGCAGGAUCUGAUUCUGGAUUUUGCACAGGUGGUGAUUGCCAUGACAUUGGGCGGUGGCGCAAGCUCAAGAGCAGGCACCACACACAACAUCUUUCUUUGUGCGGGGAUCGUUCUGUUCAACCAUUUCGGGCACCACCAAGCAAUAAACAGCGAUGGGAAGGGGCCUUCAUAUGUUGAUACCUCCAAGCCUUUCUACGUCAAGGUGAACAAUGCUAUCUGGCAGCCGACGCGCAUCAUGCCGAUAGACGACGGGGAGGAGGAAGGCGUCCAAGGAACGAGAUGGACAGGCGACAUUUUCGGGCUGACACCCAUGUCUAACUAUGAGUGCGAGUUCGUGAGCACUCGAACCGGCAAGGCCAUCUUCUCGACCAGCCUAAGGACGAUUCCAGCCAAGAUCAAGGACAAUGAUGCAUUGAAAGCCCCGGCCCCUCGGUCUCAGUAUCGUCACCAGUCUCCUGCGACAACUCUGAGAACUUCGAUCGCCGGCCUGGAACAGAAGUUGAACGACGAAAAGGCCAGGCUCAAGUCUUUGAGGAGGGAUAAUAACCGGAAGACGAACGCGCUCAAGAAAGACAUUGACAGGCUGACUUCAGCAGUGCAAUCGGCUGGUGGCAAUGACGAGAAGUUGAGGCAGAAGAUCGCGCAGAACAUGACACAGCAGAAGCAGGCAGAGCAGGCAAUUGCAGAACUUCAGGAGCAAGUCAAGGAAUUGCAGUCUAUCCCGGAGGAGGUUCUGGCAGACUAUCGGAAGAAGCAGGGCCAGUACAACUCGGAGAAAGGGCAGUUCGACCAGGCCAAGGGCGCGUUCAAGAGCUUCAAGCACUCCGUCGAUCAGGACGCCAAGGCCCUGGACGACGAGCAGACGAGCCUCCAGGCCAAGCGGACCAAGAUCGCCGCUCGGCUCAACAAGGUUGACGGAGAGCACGCGCGCAUAACGGAUGCCAAUGCUCGUGGGCUCGACGAGGCCGACCGUCGUCGACAAGAGACUGCCGCUUUUGAGAGUGAAGCUGCCCGCAGAGAGAAGGAAUACGCUGAUCGUCUGUCAAUCGCGCGCGCCCACAAUGAGGACAAGACGCAAAACGCAGCCAACAUGGCCACCAUACUGGAGGGCAUACUCAACAGCUUCAACCAGGCCGAAUAUGCUGCCUUCUACGAGCGCCAAGAGGCCGCCGCCUACCACAAUGCAGCCUCCCAGUGGCCGCAGUACGCGCAAAAUCACACGUGGUCCCCGGCAACGUCUGCAGCACUUCCCAACUCCACGCUCGCCACGGCCCCGGCCCCGACCGCGCUGUUCUCCCACGGCACCUUCCCACAGUACCAGCACCCGUCGCAUGUGCCACUGCCUCGCAAGUCUAGGGGCCGCUCCUCGUCCAUGUUGAGCGACGUCUCUGGCUUCACGCAGUCCACGGACGACGAGAACGACGGCAGCAACGGCUCAAACAACAACAGCAGCGCUUACAUCAACGCGGCCACAAUGACGCGAGGCAGCAGCACCAUCAACGCCACCGCCGCGCCCUUCCUCCCGCCUGCCCACAGCCACUCUGCGAGCCAGAGCCCCUUCGGCCAAUACGCGUACCCGGCUGGUGACAUGCGGAGUCCUCCGGGGUUCCCGCCAAUCCCGCCGGGCGAUGCUGCCCGCAAGGUGUCUGGCUCCGGCUCCGGCUCAGGGUCUGGGUCCGUGCGGAGUGGUGAUGCGAGCAGCGAGGGAAGCAACAAGGACCCGACUAGCCCGUAUCCAAAAAGGCUUCCGUUGAGCGUCUAG
Molecule: messenger RNA, 2457 nt
Organism: Diaporthe citri
Lineage: Eukaryota; Fungi; Ascomycota; Sordariomycetes; Diaporthales; Diaporthaceae
Exons: 2
Coding region: 1-2457 (818 amino acids)
Source: RefSeq, a predicted model, not a curated record